AUGCAUUUUCCGUUGCCGCUAUUACUUCUCAUUUUCCAUUUACUUAUUUCUACUUCGCAAACCACUGCACAACUUGACGGAACUAUAUCAAAUUCGGACGUGUGUCAAUGCAAUCAAACAUUGAAUCUUCUUGCACGUUCUGAAUAUUUUCAACUUGACACUAAUGUCGAUGAUGGUCAAUUAAUUCUUACUAAUCUAUUCACUCCACCUCAUAUUUUAACACUAAUAAGAAGUAACUCAACAGUACCAACAUUGACAGUAUCACUUAUCAAAGGUUCUGUUGAUCUUAUGUCAAUUGGUGUUGGUGGUGGUCAAUCAGGUGAAUUCAAUGCUUAUAUAACCUUUGAUAGCUCAUUGAGUAAUGGUACAACAACUAUUGGACCUAUUAAAUCUAGCCAAGGUGUUAUUAAACAAUGUUUUCUAAGGGUAAAUAUUAUCAAAUUGGAAUUUUCUGAUUUACCUAUUUCAACUUCGAAACAAGAUGUUCCAAUCGACUUAGUAACAUGCGAACAUACAUUACCUUGUAAUUGCACACCAUUAUAUGAUAUAAUGCGAGAUUCAAAUUAUUUAGGACGAAUCGAAGUAAGCGAAACAAGUGAACAAUUGAAUACAUUACGCGACAUGAUAAUACGUAAUAAUAAAACUGGUUUUCAAUUCAAUCCAUCAGCAACAUCAGGCUAUUUUCGAGUUUAUUUUAAAAAACCAAUUUCUAUUGCACUUGUUCAAAUUUUAACACCUCAAAGCAAUGUUAAACAAAUACGCUUAUCCUAUUUGGAUCAUAAUAAUCAAACAAUAAAAAAUCCAGCAUUACAAGGAUGGCAAGUAAAUCAUGUCAGUCAGUUUGGUCGAGAAAAUAAUUCAUUGGAUAAAUUAUGUCCAAACUUUUUAUUUCAUGGUAUUCAAGUCGAUCUUUUACAAACAGAUCCUUCGUCUUCAUUAGUUCAUAAUGCGACAUUAAAAGUUUAUAUACGAACUUGUGAUGGAACAGGUGGACGAAUACAAUUAUGUGCUGAAGCAAAUAUAAUGCAUCGACAAAAUUUAGAACUAUAUAGAUUUAUAACACCUGAAUGUUUUUCUGAUAUGGCACAAGCUUAUGAAAAUCUUCGUGGUGAAAAUUGUCGAUCAAAAAAUCCCGAAGUUUUAAUUAAAUUUCAACCACUAAGUCGAGCAUAUAUUUCAAAAGUUGAAGUUCAACGUCGACAUACUCGAUCUCCUGCAAAUAUUCGACAGAUUCAAGCAGUAUUUUUUGAUACUAAUAAUUCACUUAUAUUAGAUGAAAUUACUGGUGAACCGAUACGAUGGAUAUCACCAGAAAAUGAACCAGUUAUUUCAGGUGAUUUUCAAGAUGUAGGUGGUUUGAUAGUAAAAGUAUUAAAAACUGACAAUGAUGAAAAUCUUCGAGGAUUCCGAGUUAAAUUAAUGGGAUGUUAUUCAACAGCUAAAUUGGCAACGUAUAUCAUUGAGGAGACAACAACUCAAACAAGUUCUACUAUAUCGAGUGUAUGUCCUGAUCCAAUUGAUUUAAUGGCUAAUCCUUCGAAUAAAAUAAAUUCUAUGAAUCUAAAUGGAGAAAAUGUAUCAGAUGUUGCUUCAAUUUCAUCUUUAUCAUCAGGGUUGACUGCAAAAUCUGGAAAUACACUUAAAUUAUUGACAAAUUUUACAAAACCAAUUGAAGGCAUAACAAGUAUUGGAUUGAUUAAUUCACCAAAUGUUGUAGGACCAAUUCGAUAUCAAUUAUAUGAUGGUUUGGGAACUUUAAUCGAAGUUAAUGGAACUAAGGUUGGAGAAAUUGUUUCUAUUAAUGCCGAACAUAUCGAACAAAUUGUUAUAACGACAAAUUUACCUACAAAUGAUGGUCAACCACCUAGAAAUUUAAAACUUGUUUUAAAUGGUUGCUUUAACGAAGCGCAAUUGGCAACAAAAGCUCAGAUUGAAGAUGACGAAAGUACAGCUAUUCAAGCUACAACAACAAUCGCUCCUCAUCCUGUAUGUCGCGAUACAAAUCUUCUUGGACGAGAACAUCUUAAAGAAUAUUCUUCAAAUGAUGUUAUGUCGGAUUUAUCAAACGCACACCUUUUUAAGAGAGGUGUGACAUUUCCAGUUUCACAACCAAAUAUAACAGUAAAAUUUUUAAGUGAUGUUAUUGUUACAAAAAUGUACACACAAGUUCAUUAUCUUACACAUACAAGUAAUAUUCGACAAAUUUGUGUUACUUUAUAUAAUAAUAAUUCAACACCAUUAACUUAUCCGAAUGGAACACUUGUACCCUUAUUAAAAUCACCCUUAGAUAAUCCAGUUAUUGAAGGAUGGUUUGAAGGUGUUAAUAGUAUGCGUGUACAAUUAUGUGAUACUAAUGAUGGUCUACCACCAAAAAGAUUUCGAUUUGGUGUUUUCGGUUGUUAUUCAUCACAGGUUACAUAUAUUUUACUAUCACCAACAGAAUAUCCUGGACAACAAACAACAACGCCUCCAUUAUUUUGUUUAAAUGAUCGACAGGAUGCUAUGCUUGAUCCAUCAGAAUGGUUUGAAAAUGCAACAAUAAAUAGUCUAUCUCUACCUGCAUUUGAUGUUGUAUCAUUAUCUCAAUUUAAACCAAAUUCAGGUGGUGUUACAUUUGACAGUCGUUCUCCAUUACCAACAAUUGAUUUAAUUCCACGUGGACAGCGAGGUUCUUUUGCUACAUUAGGUUUUAAUAAUAAUCCAAAACAAGCAACUAAUAUUCAAUCAGGACAAAUUAUAUUAACAUUAAAAGAAGGAACAAAACAAGUUUAUUCAUUAUAUGGACCAGAUAAUCUUCUUAUAACGCCUAAUCGUAAUUAUGAUGUUAGAAAAGUAUCGAUGCAAAUUUUGAAUACAACAGAUGGACAACCAGCAAAAAAUGUUGAAAUUAUUGUUUAUGCUUGUUUAUCAGGAAAUCAAUCUUUAUCUACACCGAGCACUACUAAAGAACCAUGUAUUCCGAUUAACUUGGCUGAUCGAUCAUUAAUGGCAUCCGUAACAUCACCAGACUCUAAUAUAACUGACCUUGCUCCACAAAUAGUGUCAGGUUCAACUGGUGUUAGUUCAUUUGUAAGUGCUCAACCUGAAAUAACCUUUCUUUAUGGUACACAACAUGUUCAAACUUUAUAUGAUAUACGUGUACCAACUGAAAAUUCAAAUGUACGUCAAAUCGAAACAUCAUAUAUUGCAUUACCAGAUGGUUCAAAGCUUUUAACAGAUUCUAAAGGAGAUGUCAUAAGGAAUCUAUCACCCUUAAAUGAUCCAACAGUAAAAUUAGAUCCACCACGUGAAGGAAUUUAUGGAUUUAAAGUAAAAGUUUUAUCUACAAGUGAUAAUUCAACACCAAGAAACGUUACAGUUAUUGCUAAUGGAUGUCAAAAAUCAAGUGCAACAGCAACAACACCAAAUCCAUUUUACCAUGUUCCACGUGCUUGUCCUGAUAGUGUAAGUCUUUUAUCAGCACCUGAAUCAUAUAUUCAAUCAAUAAAAGCUGAUACGGAAGUCAUUAACAAAGACAAAUUUCAAGAUAUUACAACAACCGGUUAUACAUUUCCUUCAAACGCAACAAAAUAUUCAAUUACUGUUGAGUUUCGUCAGCCAUUGACCGUCGAUCGUAUGGGAAUUUUACAAGGAACCAAUGGAACAAACGUUGAUGUAUUUCAUGUUAUAUUGAAUCAAUCACCAGAGCGUUCGAAAUAUUCAGGUCAUGUCGGAGAAUUAAUUGUAGCUAAUGCAAGUGAUACCGAUCAAUCUGCUCGUUUAACAUUUCAUAUAAAAAACACAACUGAUGGACAACCACCAAGAAAUGUUCUUAUUUAUAUUGAAGGAUGUAAUUUUAGUACACUACAAACAAAAGCUCAAAUUGAAGAACAAGGUUCAACAACCAAAUCAGCUACUUGGUGUCCUGUAAAAAGUAUAAUGCACCCAGAAAAUAUGGCUGAAUAUUAUUCACCUGAUGCUUUAUCGGAUCUUUCAGAAGCAUAUGAAUUUCGACGUGGUGUUUCAUUUCCACUUUCUCAAACACCGACAAUUCGUGCAUAUUUUAAUGCACCUGUCAGUAUUUCAACUGUUGCUUUGGUACCAAUACAUAAACAUCGUAUAUCAAAUAUAAUUAAAUACAGUUUAUACUAUAUAACAUGGGACAAUCAACCAUAUAUUGAUCCAACAACAGGAAAAGUAUUAAACUUAACAACAGCCGAUGGAGAUUCAAAUUUAACAAUUCAGCAUGAAUUGAUUAACAAUUUGAAGGGGCUUAAUUUAACUAUUCUUAAAACAAGUGGUGGAACACCAACUUGGUUUCGUUUGAAAGUUUUAGGUUGUUAUAAACCAAGUGUAACUUAUUUUAUACCAAUGGACACAAUAACUUCUGCAAUGGAGACAACAACUUCUGCAAUGCAGACAACAACUUCUGCAAUGCAGACAACAACUACUGCAAUACAGACAACAUCAACACCAAAAAAAUGUGAAAAUCUAACUGACUUAACUCAAAUGAGUAAUACACUUUUUUCAAAGGUUAUUAUUCAAAAUCAAACACAAACAUCAUCUAGUAUUCCUUCACCUCUUGUGGUAAACCAAUUACCUUUUCAAAUUGAUAUCGAUUUUGCACGUGAAGUUGAUAUUGAACAAGUUCGUUUUGUUAAUGGUGAUCAAUCGAAAAUAAGUCAAAUAGGAGUAAUGGCUGAUGUUAUGAAUGAUUAUGUUAAUAGUACAAGUCCAACAUUGAAUGCAGUAUUAUUUCCAUCAACAAUUGAAUAUGUAUCACAUUUAACUGUUAAAUUAAAUAAUACCAUAGAUAAUUCAUUACCGAAUAAUUUAAAACUUGAAAUUCUCGGUUGUUAUAUAGCAGAAUCUGAAUUAUUUACUAAAGCACAAAUUGAAAUGGAUGAAACAACAAUGCAUACAGAACUAAUGGGUAGUACAACCUCUGAUUCAAGUUGGUGUUCACCGACAAAUAUCUUAACUCCUGGUAAUAUGCAAACAUAUUCAUCACCUGCAGCUCCAUUUAGUGAUUUUUCACGUGCUUAUGAAAAUAUGCAGGGUGAAAAGUUAACAGAAGAACCAUACAUAAUUAAUGCAUUCUUUAGUAAUCCUAUUUGUGUAUCGGAAGUGCGAGUUCAACAAGAAGCACCUCGAUAUAAACCAUCAAAUAUCGCAAAGAUUGAGGUUAGUUAUAAAACAAGUGAUAAAACUGAUUUAAAAACAUCUGAUGGAAAUAAAAUUGUUUUACAAUCACCUGAUGAUAAUGCAACAGUUAUAGAAAAUCAACUACGAUGUAAUGUUCAAGGCGUUGAUGUUAAAAUAUUAAAAACGACUGAUGAAAAUAAACCAUCUUUUGUUCGAGUGAUGGUAUUGGGUUGUAAUGCACCAAUUAGUACAAUGCUACCUUCAGCUGAUGUCUCCACAACAAUGCCAACUAGUUCAAUCAUUACUACUCAGCAGCAAAGCACCGAACAAACCAGCAUAACUGGAAGUACUACUCCUAUGCCAGAGUGCACAACACCAGUCGAGAUGAUCAGGUCGAACGAUCAGUAUUUUUCGCCAAUAAUAUCUGAUGGAGUAAAGUAUGAGCAACCUCCUUUUCCUAAGUCAUUCAAUAUGACAAAAUCUACAAUGAAAAUUGAAUUUUAUACUCCUGAACCAACCACUAUGACAUCAGUUUCCGUGCUCAAUCCAAAUGAAUCACAAAUAACACAAAUGACUGUUGAAACUGAUUAUGGCAAUUAUACCAGUACUAAUCUACAAGGGUUACAAGUCAAUUUUACACCUAAUAUUGAAUUUAAUACUCGUCUUAUUAUCACGUUGACAACAACAAUGUCAGAUGUAACUUUCCCAAAAGAAGUAAAAUUAGCUAUUUAUGGUUGUGGAGAACCAUAUGGGCUUGCAACUAAAGCACAAAUAGAAGAUAGUAAGAAUCCAAAAUGGAUUAUCAUAUAA
Messenger RNA from Rotaria sordida, 5934 nucleotides. The record is from the annotation of a GenBank genome assembly. NCBI's taxonomy places the organism in Eukaryota, Metazoa, Rotifera, Eurotatoria, Philodinida, Philodinidae.